This is a messenger RNA of Miscanthus lutarioriparius, 3975 nucleotides long. NCBI's taxonomy places the organism in Eukaryota, Viridiplantae, Streptophyta, Magnoliopsida, Poales, Poaceae. The record is from the annotation of a GenBank genome assembly.
AUGGCGGCUCAGGAGGCCGCCGCAGCUGAUUCUUCGGGCCCUCGGUUCGCUCCGGAUGACCCGACGCUUCCUGCGCCUUGGAAAGCGCUGAUUGAUGGCGCGACGCUGUACUAUUGGAACCCAGAGACGAAUGUGACCCAGUAUGAGAAGCCUGCUGCAACUGCAGGGGUGCCCCCCUUGCCAGCAGGUCCUCUGCCGCCAACCCCUGCGCAGGUUCCGGAACCUGCACCAGGGGCUUUUUCGCAGCCUAACGUGCAGUUUGGCCAAGCUGGCCAGGCAGGGCACCAGGAGCGUCCUGGCCAGGCAGCUUAUCCUCCUCAGGCUGGCCAGCUUGGGCAGCAGCACACUCAACAGCCAGCUCAGCAGCAUGUCAUGGCUCAACACCAAGCUUCGUUUCAGCAAGUGCCAUAUCAGCAACAGCAGACGCACAUGCCAAAUCAGCCGCAUCAGUACCACAGUGUGCAUCCUCAACACAUGCCGUAUCAGCAUGGUCCUUACAUGCAACAUCAGCAGCAACAGCAGGCUCCACCAUAUUCGUAUCAGGCAGACCAGCAGCUACACAUGCCACAAACUGCCUAUAAUCAAGCUCAGCAGCCACCAAUGCCGCAAGCUGCCUACAAUCAAGGUCAGAGUCAGCAGCCACCGAUGCCGCAACCUUCCUACAAUCAAGGUCAGAGUCAGCAGCCACCGAUGCCGCAGCCUUCCUACAAUCAAGGUCAAGUUCAGCAGCCACCGAUGCCACAACCUUCCUACAAUCAGGGUCAGCAAUCCAUGAUACCACAGUCUGCCUACAAUCAAGCUCAGCAGCCUCAAAUUCCACAUGGUGCUUAUAAUCAAAGCCAGCAGCCGCAGGGAGUUAGGAUUCCUCAGAGUCAAGGGCAACAUCCUCAACAAUCUUUGAGCUUUCACCACCCUGCCCAAGCUUCGCAGUCACCGCAGGUUUCUCAACCUCAAGGACUUAAAAUGCCAUCUCAACAAGGUCAACUGCAGCAUGGAUUGCCGUUCACUCAGCAUGGAAAACCGCCACUGCCACUUGGGCAACAAAGUCCAUUAUUGAAGGAUGAUGAUGGAGGAGUUCAUGAAGGCAAGCGGACUGUCUUUUCAUUACCACUUAGUCAGCAGCGUGGCCAGGCUCCUCUUCCAAAUCAGCAGUUACCUUCUAGUCAUCAACAUCCUGGAGCCCUUAGUAGCCAGCCAAAUAUACCUGGAGUUGGUGGGCCGUUGUAUCCUGCCAAGCAUCUUCCUGGUGGAUCAUCCUCUGCUGAGAUUAAUAACAUGGGUUUUAUGAACUCACCUGCUCAAAUGCAUCAAGGUGGAGCAGAUACAAACUACCAGCAAAAAACAGUUAGUGGCCAUGCAGUUCCAAAUCAUGUUGGUCCAUCACCAAUUCGACCUCCAAUGGGUUUUGAUAUGGGUAAUAGUGAUGGUCACUCUGAAAGAGAUGACCCUCACUCUUAUGGAAGGUUUGAUGGAACAAAGGCUCUCCAGCAGCAGCCAAAGCUUGCUCCUCUCCCAACUUCACAAAAUCCUACGGGCAUGCAUAAUGGACCGCCUUAUCCUCGUCCAGACAAUUUUGGUGGUUAUAACAUGGCACCUCCACAGUCAGUACCAAAUCCACAUAAUCUUGGUCCAUCGCCUAUUGGAACUUCAGUGAGGCCACCGUCAAGUAUGUUUGCUCCUCCAGAUUUUCCAAGCGUAUCUUCAGCUGAUGCAUACCGUCAACACCAUGAAGUCACUGCCAUGGGUGAGAACGUUCCUGCUCCGUUUAUGACAUUUGAGGCUACUGGAUUCCCUCCAGAGAUUCUGAGAGAGAUCCAUGCAGCAGGCUUUUCAAAUCCCACUCCAAUUCAAGCUCAGACAUGGCCUGUUGCACUGCAAAACCGGGACAUAGUAGCUAUUGCCAAGACAGGGUCUGGAAAGACGCUGGGGUACCUAAUUCCUGCUUUUAUACAUCUGAGGAGAUGCCACAAUAAUCCGAUGUUGGGUCCUACGGUAUUGGUUUUGGCCCCUACUCGCGAGCUUGCUUCACAAAUACAAGAUGAAGUAGUUAAGUUUGGUCAAUCAUCUAGAGUUUCCUGCACAUGCCUAUAUGGUGGAGCUUCAAAGGGCCCUCAGCUAAGAGAACUUGAGCGUGGAGCAGAUAUUGUGGUAGCAACACCAGGACGUCUUAAUGAUAUUCUGGAGAUGAAGAAGAUUAGCCUCCAUCAGGUUUCAUUACUUGUGCUUGAUGAAGCAGACCGUAUGCUUGACAUGGGGUUUGAGCCACAAAUACGGAAGAUUGUGGAUGAGAUUCCUAAUACUAGACAGACUCUAAUGUACACUGCCACUUGGCCAAAGGAGGUUACAAAAAUAGCUGGGGAUUUACUAAGAGAUCCUGUCCAGGUCAACAUUGGCAGCAUCGAUGAACUUGUUGCCAACAAAUCCAUCACUCAGGCCGAAAGAGAUAAUGUUCUCAAUCAGUUUCGAACUGGCAGGGCUCCAAUAUUAGUAGCCACAGAUGUUGCUGCUCGUGGACUUGAUAUCAAAGAUAUCAGAGUGGUAAUCAAUUAUGACUUUCCAACUGGGAUAGAGGACUAUGUGCAUCGCAUAGGGCGUACAGGAAGAGCUGGCGCUACUGGUAUCUCGUACACUUUUUUCUGUGAACAAGAUUGGAAAUAUGCUGGUGAUUUGGUGAAACUCUUGCAAGGUGCCAACCAGCAUGUCCCUCCACAGCUGCAAGACAUGGCUGCACGCAGUGCUUCUGGAGGUCCAAGAAACCAGGCUGCUGGGAUGAGCCGCUGGGAUGGGCCUGGUGGUCGUCGUUUUGAACUUGGUGCUGGUGGCCCUGUUGGUUAUGGUGGUGUCAGGGAGGGUCCUGGAGGUUUCGGUGGUCGUGAGGGCCCAGGUGGAUUUGGUGUUCGAGAAAGCCCAGCCAUGUUUGGUGGCGGGGAAGGCCCUGAUGGCUUGGGUGGCCGGGCUGGCCCUCGUGGUUUCGGUGGCCGGGAAGGCCCUGGUGGCUUCGGUGGCCAUGAGGGCCCUGGUGGCUUUGGUGGCCGGGAACGGGAGGGUCCUGGUGGCAGAAAGGGCCCAGGUGGCUUUGGUGGACGAGAUGGCCCUGGGUCAGGUGGUUUUGGUGGUAGAGGGGAGCGUGGAUCUGGUGGUUUUGGCAGUAGAGGCGGAUCAAGCCCUGGGGGCUUUGGUGGACGUGGUGGCAGGGGCGAUUCUCCUGGUUUUGGUGGGCGUGGCAGGGGUGAUUUUUCCGGAUUUGGUGGGCGUGGCAGGGGUGAUUCUCCCGGUUUUGGUGGACGAGGUAGGGGAGAUUUUUCUGGUGGACGUGGUGGCAGGGGGCGUGGAUUUGGCGGGAGGGGGCGUUCUGACCGAGGCCCACAUGACCGGUUUGUCUUAGAUGGACGGGGACGAUAUGAUAACCGUCGAGGAUUUGGAGACAAAGGUAGGGAUCGGAGCUACAGCCGCAGCCCAGAUAGAGUCCGGUCACGGGGUUAUGACAGAAGAAGUGAUAGCAAGAGCAUUAGUAGGAGCAGGAGCCGCAGCAGGAGCUGGUCACGCAGCAGGAGCCACAGCAGGAGCUGGAGCCGUAGUCGGAGCUGCAGCAGCAGCCAGAGUCGCAGCAGGAGCAGGAGCCAUGACCAUGGGGCAGCACCGGAGCGCAGGCCCCGAGCAAGAUCUGGUUUCGAUGUGCUGCCUGGAGCAGCCGGACCUGCACCUGUCCCUGUACCUGGACCAGCAGCACCACCUGUUCCUGCUCUCGCUCCUCAACAAUCACUGGCCGAUACAUCUUCAAUGUCGCCAAUGUCUCCUGGUGGCCUAGUCCAGCCAGCUGCUGCUGCACCGUUGAUAUGUGGUGGGAAUGACAACAACUUUGGCGGCACACCGGCUGGCCAGCCUUUCCAAGGGACUGAUGCUGCAUUCCCCAGUUUUCCUGCAGGCGAAACAUUUCCAGGCGCAGCAGUUCAGCAGGCCGCUCCUGAUGUAUAA